Danio aesculapii is the source of this 1207-nucleotide messenger RNA. RefSeq names its product regulator of calcineurin 1b (gene rcan1b). NCBI's taxonomy places the organism in Eukaryota, Metazoa, Chordata, Actinopteri, Cypriniformes, Danionidae. The record is from RefSeq and is a predicted model, not a curated record. Gene Ontology annotation, molecular function: nucleic acid binding; calcium-dependent protein serine/threonine phosphatase regulator activity. Gene Ontology annotation, biological process: calcium-mediated signaling. Gene Ontology annotation, cellular component: cytoplasm; nucleus.
UGGCCCCCGGUGCAGUCUGUCGCAAGUGUAGACGUCAUUUUCGCUUCAGGAAUACAUCACGGGUUUAGUAGUAGCACUAUGCAGCGCGUUACAUGUGCGCACUAGCGAGGGUAAACGAUUUGAGGGUUUUUUGGAGACGCUGCUUUUGCAGACAGUAGAAUGCGGUGCGUGACGCCAUGAGCUGAGCGCCGAACCGCGACAGAUCAAAGGCACCGCAUCCCCGAGAUCAAAGGCAGCGAACGGCGCGGUUCCACUGUUGCCAUGCAGCAGUCCGAGAGCGGCGGAGGGGCGGCGACUUCUGAAGUGCAGCUCAGCGAGCAACCGAACGCGCUCAUCGCAUGUAAAGUGGCCGAAGAGGUGUUUAAUGAGCCGCAGCGGAAGGAGCAGUUUGAGGCUUUGUUUCGUGCGUUUGAUCCUGGCACAUCAUUCCAGUUCUUCAAAAGCUUCAGACGAGUUCGGAUCAACUUCACGGAUGCGCUGGCGGCGGCCGAGGCUCGAGUCAAGCUGCAUAAAAGUGACUUCAAUGGAAAGGAGAUGCGCCUGUAUUUUGCUCAGUCUGUACAUAUCGGCAGUCCUCGUCUUGAGCCUCCAAAACCAGACAAGCAGUUCCUGAUUUCUCCUCCAGCGUCGCCCCCUGUUGGCUGGGCACAGUCGCAGGACGCAACGCCCGUCAUCAACUAUGACCUGUUGUGUGCCGUGUCUAAACUAGGACCAGGCGAGCAGUACGAGCUCCACUCCGGGACCACCAACACACCCAGUGUGAUCGUUCACGUGUGCGAAGACGACAGUUCAGAAGGAGAGGAUGAAAACGCCGAGGGUGGAAAGCGUGCUCGGCCCAAAAUCAUCCAGACACGUCGCCCGGAUUUCGUCCCGUCCGUAGACCAGUGAGCGCCUCCUUCUGACCCAUUCAUCUCCGCGACCCAAACCGGGAGCCACUAGGAAACAUGCGGUCAUGCAGUUUGCCAUCCUCACACUAGGGGACGACGGUGAGCAUCAAACCUCUUCCUAGUUUAGCGAGGGAGUCGAGCAUCCUCAUCAUCUCGCGCUCAUUUCUGAACAUCAGGGACUCGAGAGCUUCUCUCGUCUUACGAAUGUCCUUAUUUGCUUGACGUCACUACUGUGUAUUUUAAUAACGCAAAGGGGAAACUGCGAGAUUUCGUUCUGAUAUGUGGAAGGCGGUUGUUUUUGUGUGUGUGUGUGGUGUGUU